UGUUUAGGGCCACCGUAGACACAUGUGGAUAUAAGCGGACCCGCGGUGUGUGUGGAGAGAAACGCCUCAUUAUCAGCUCAUAAACACAGAACGCUUCAUUAUAUUCUUUAUACACCACUGAACACACAGUUAUGUAUUUUAUAUUAUAUUUCUGACAAUAGAUCCUCCUGAAUAUCUCACACUGCACCUUUAAUGUUCACAUAAUAAAGAAGAAACAUUUAAACCCAGGAAGGUUCAGAAAGCAUGUCUUGAUGUGCGCUGGAGCGUCUGCAAUCGUGUCGCUGCACUCGUCGGGGACAGACUCGCUCAGCUGCACAUCAUUGGUGUAAUUGAUCUGAGACUGAAGGCACUGGACCGUCCCGAACAUCAGCGUCCCACGGCUCCGACCCCACUAUAAACCAGCACAGAUCACAGCAGCGUUCAGAAGAGUGUGUGUGUGUGUGUGUGAGAUGGACGCGAGCGCUCUGACGCGAGGCCUGCUCUUCCUCUCUCUCGCGGCGACCGGAGUCCCGGGGAACAUCGCUGUGAUCUUCGCCUUCCUCUCGCUGGCGUAUCAGGAGCGUCUCUCGCCGGCCGACACCAUCGUGCUGCACCUAGCGAUUGUUAACCUGGCUAACCUGUCGGUGCGCUGCGUGCUGGAGGUGCUAGCCUCCUUCUCCGUGUACGUGUUUGACGACAGCGGCUGCAAGGCCGUGAUCUUCAUCUACCGCACCACCAGGUCUCUGUCCAUCUGGCUGACCUUCGUGCUGAGCGCAUACCAGUGCCUGAGCGUGUCUCCGCCGGGGUCGCGCCGCGCUAGCGCUCGCGUUCUGCUGGGCCGCUCGCUGUGUGUGGUGUUCCUGGCGCUGUGGCUAAUCAACGGCUCGAUGAGCGCGGCUCCGCUGCUGUUCGCCAUCGCGACGCGGAACGACUCUAAGCUCUCGCUGAACGCCAUCAAUGUGGAGUUCUGCUUCCUGAACUUCCCGUCGAGGCUAGCGCGGGACGCUAACGGCGCAGCCCAGGUGGGGAGAGACGUGGUCCCGAUGGCGCUGAUGGCGGUUGCUAGCAUUCUGCUCCUAGCAUUCCUGCGGCGCCGGCAGGCCACGGCUCGUGGCGGGUCAUUAGCGGAGCGGCGCGCGGCUCUCGGCGUGAUCACGCUAGUCUCACUGUACCUGCUCUUCUACGGCGUGGACAACGGCCUGUGGGUUUAUACGCUCAGCGUGCCUCAGACGCUCGGCUCUUCGCUAAUCUCCGACCUCAGGAUCUUCUUCUCCUCGCUCUACGCCGCCGUCAGUCCCGUCGUCAUCAUCGUCUCCAACACGAGAGUUAGCCGGAGAGCCGGAGACGCUCUGAGACGCUGCUAACGUCACGAGCACAUCAACCACAGGAACUGAUGAGGGAGCGCUUACGGGCUCAGUGUGUGCCAGCGCUCUUUAAGGAGUUUCUCUGUCGCAUUUCUCAGAUCACAGCUGGGAUUCCUGUUCAACAUCAUGAUAACUUCUUCCCAGCAAGCACUUCUGCGUUUUUAAGACGUCUAAUAGUGCCCAAACACAGCCCAGACAGCUAGGCUAAACCAGGCCGAAUCUGGGCUGUCAGUGAGAAUGUAAUAGAUGUCUAACCCAUCGCUGAAGAGUAGACUAGUCAUCAUUAGAUGAGAAAGAAAUGAAACGAGUGAAGAAAUUAAACCAAAUGUCUUAUAAUCACUGUUGACUUUGAGGACAUUAUGAAACAUCUCGCAAGUAAUUUACAUAAACAUGUAACCCCAUUCAAGGUUAAUUCAUUCGAGAGUAUUAACUGCAGCUGAGGACAUCAGUGUCCGUCCACAGCUUUUCAUUAA
This is a messenger RNA of Pimephales promelas (fathead minnow), 1816 nucleotides long. It is a transcript of the gene ora2, whose product is annotated as olfactory receptor class A related 2. Lineage: Eukaryota; Metazoa; Chordata; Actinopteri; Cypriniformes; Leuciscidae. Gene Ontology annotation, biological process: G protein-coupled receptor signaling pathway. The record is from RefSeq and is a predicted model, not a curated record. Gene Ontology annotation, molecular function: pheromone receptor activity. Gene Ontology annotation, cellular component: membrane.